Endocarpon pusillum Z07020 is the source of this 1467-nucleotide messenger RNA. RefSeq lists its product as uncharacterized. Gene Ontology annotation, molecular function: protein-lysine N-methyltransferase activity. NCBI's taxonomy places the organism in Eukaryota, Fungi, Ascomycota, Eurotiomycetes, Verrucariales, Verrucariaceae. The coding region runs from base 1 to 1467 and encodes 488 amino acids. The record is from RefSeq and is a predicted model, not a curated record. Gene Ontology annotation, cellular component: nucleus. The transcript has 3 exons. Gene Ontology annotation, biological process: peptidyl-lysine monomethylation.
AUGAGACGGACUACGAUCCCUGUGGAGAACCUGUUUGCAUGGGGUAAGCUGAACGGUGUCGAGUUCAUCAACGUUGAUGUGAAGUCAGACAUCACUUCGCAGGACGGGGUUUUUAGAGGCGCAGGCCUCGUCAGUACGUGCGACCGUAGCUCAAAGGACAGCGCAGCAGUUUUGGUGUCCGUUCCUCAAGACCUGAUUUUGUCACGAGAACAGGUGGACCGCUAUGCCGCAAUUGAUAAGCCCCUGAAAUCGGUGUUGGAUGCUGCUGGUGCGUUUGGAAAGACAGCCCGAGGUGCAAUUCUAAUCUUCUUACUGGUCCAAAUCACAAACGCGAGUCCUGAUUUCGAUGGUCCGAUAUCAGUCACAAAUCCACACACUGACUAUGUCAAACUCCUACCUGAAACAGUGUUGUUGCCGACUUACUAUACAGACGAGGAGAAAGAUCUGCUGUAUGGAACAUCGUUAGACGCCGCCCUCGACCAAAAGUUGCGAAGCCUGGAGAACGAAUUCGAGGAGCUCCAAGGAUAUACGCGGGACAUAGCAUGGUGUCAGAAGUAUUGGUGGGACAGAGAUAGCGGUAAAAUGUCAUUUGACGACUGGAUGCUGGUGGACGCCCUCUACAGAUCUCGCGCACUGAAUCUACCAGGCACCGGAAAUGCAAUGGUCCCGUGCAUUGACAUGGCUAAUCACAUGUCUGGCAUUGAAACGAUUGCUUCAUAUGAGACGGGCGCCGACGGCGGCGCCAUACUUCAAAUUAGACCUGGCACAGAGUUAGCCGCGGAUGAAGAAGUGACCAUUACAUACGGAGACGAAAAGGGGGCCUGCGAGAUGAUCUUCUCGUAUGGCUUCCUUGAGCCAGGAAUGUCGGGUGCCACAGCCAUUUUCUUAGACUUUCAAAUCCCAGAUGAUGACCCGCUACGUAUGGCCAAGAAGACUGUAAACAAGGAAGCACCGGGUGUUAGACUUUUCGUUAAUAGCAAUGGAAAGCUUGAUUGGGAAGGUAACUACAUCUGGUGGGCUUGCGUGAAUGAGGAAGACGGACUUGAUUUUCGUGUGACCCAGGAAAACGAUGGAAACCGAAGGCUUGAGGUGCUGUGGAAAGACCAACAUAUCGACCCCUCUCAGCUGUCGAAGACAUUAGAGAGCGAUCUCAAGUGGGACAUUUUCCAACUGCGCGCGAUUGUCAUGCUUCAGGAUCGAGUUAGCCGACAAGCGAACAAUCUCGAGGCGAGCGAGGAAUCGUUCAUGGAGAGCCAAGGGCAAUCUGGAAUUAGGGAUGGGGUAAGGAUACUUAUUGGACAACUAAGAGUCCGCGAGGCCGGCCUUCUAGCCCAAUUUGACCGAUUGUUCGAGGAACAGAAGACAGACCUUCUGAGCAGCGACACAGUGAGAAGGUAUCUUGAAGAAGCACAAGCGAACGUCGACUCGCAUCUACCCCCGGAAACGAAUGAGGAUGACUUUGCAUAA